This is a messenger RNA of Triticum urartu, 2180 nucleotides long. The record is from RefSeq and is a predicted model, not a curated record. NCBI's taxonomy places the organism in Eukaryota, Viridiplantae, Streptophyta, Magnoliopsida, Poales, Poaceae.
CGUUGUAAUGUCUGUGUCAAAAAGUCAUGCUAGAUUAAUUGAUUAGAAUCUUCUCCCUCCGUAAAGAAAUAUAAGAGUGUUUAGAUAACUAAAUCUAAUUUAGUGAUCUAAACGCUCUUAUAUUUAGUUACAGAGGGAGUAUUUGUUUUUGUGGGUUAUUUUUGAAUUAAUUAGAGUCUGGCCCAUAAAGUAUCAUAUUAGUAAAAUCCUACCUAGAUGUAAUUAUGUAGUGGACAUACGGAUUAAUAAUGCUAGUAGUACUAGCUCAAUACCUAUGCCUCGCUAUGAAAGUUAAAUGCUCUUGUAUUGAUAUCAAAGUUUUUUUUAUUGCAUGAGUUUUUAGGCUUUUGUGUCACAAAAUACACAUAAAUCCAAUCAACUAGCCAAAAUGUACAUCUGUCUGCUACAUACAAUGCAUGAUAAUUGUUGUUAUUCAUUUUUUGAGGGGUAACUUGCUCCAAAAGUGAAUGAACCACUACCAACUCAAAUCUUUAUAAGAGCAAAGAUAAUUUUAAUUAUAUGAGCGUACCUCAGUAGGUUGGUGGUGCUGAUGGACAUGGUUUGAGUCAUUUUCAACUAUCUGUACUCUAGUUCCGCAUGGUUAACCAGGAACAAAAAUCACAUUAUGAUUUGUGGCAACAUUAACCCAGUCUCUAGCUUUCCCAUGAUGCAAGUGUUUUUUUCAAUGAUACUGUUAGGUUCCUGAAGGGCUCGGAGAGCAUGUUACAUCAUCCAAGAAAGCACAAGCUAAAUGGUAUGAGCAUGUGAGAAAAGCAGCUUGUGAACACUUGUUUGUUUUAAUACAAAUUGAAAUUGGUACAUUUCUUAUGCAAAAAAUUCUUCCAAAGUUGGCUUCAUUUCUCAGAGUUCAAUAUCAGACAUGCUAAUGAUUAUAGAAAAAUAAUUGUAACUCUGAUUAAUAUAAAUAAUGAUCCUUUGCAAAAUAUAAGGAUUCUCACGGUAUGACCCUCUUUACAUUGGUGUCAAGUACAACAGCACAUACUACAGAAUCUUUGUUUCGAUUUCACCAAACAAAAUUAGUGUGUCAAAUUUAACCUGUACUUUGAACAAGAACAGGUAUAGGAAUAUCUCUGAAGCUUAUGUAAAAACAGAACCCCCUCCGAGAACAUUGGCAGAGGCUGCCAUGCUAGUUGCUACAGCUCUGGGCAGGAUCCAGGGAGCUAAUUUGGAGGGUGUCCUUGCCUACUAUGGCUUCCCGAUUCCAAUGCCCCCUGUAGUCACCACAGAGCACCAUCCAGCAUCACUACCAGACGGCGUGCAGUUCGUCCUGAAAACUUUGCCGAUUUAUGCAAAGUGCAUUGGAGAUGGUGAUGGCUUUACUGCUUAUGUUGACACAGCAGAUCCAACAGAAUCAACAAAUGUGCCACAGGAAGUGCGUGAGGCUGUCAAUGCAAUGUUACAAACACCCAAGCAUAGGAACAGCCAACAGAAAAAUGUGCUCCAAAGUAAACUGAACAAAGCUGGUUAUAGGAUAAUAUAUACUUCAAAAUAUGAGAUCCUUGCAAGGCAAUACCGCUUCAGAUUGAGGGGCAUUGAUGCACCGGAGAUGGGAAUGCAAUAUGGGAAGGAGUCCCAGAAUGCGCUGGUGAACCUUAUCGCUGGCAAAAGUGUCAUGGUUUACGUAUAUGGGCAGGACCAGUAUGAUCGCUGUGUUGGAGAUAUCUAUUGUGAUGGUGUGUUCAUCCAGGAACAAAUGCUGAAGGAGGGUCAUGCAUGGCAUUACAAGAUUUACGACAAACGCAAAGAAUUUGCAAAAUGGGAGAUGAAAGCACGAGAUGCACGCCGAGGGCUUUGGGCAUCUGAUAACCCUGAGAAGCCAUGGGAUUGGAAAAGGAAGCACAACGUGAGAAAUGAGACAUCUGAUAACCUUGAUAAGACAUGGGAAUGGAGACGGAAAUCGCACAAUGCAAGACACCAGAACACCCCAAUUCAGGUGACAUUGUGUACCUGAAUCUCAAGUGAUGAGCUCUUGAAUGGUGAGGAAGUCAAACAGCCUGCUGGAGAUGUAAAUUUAGUGAAAGCGUCUGAAGCAAAAUUUGCCAUUCACUUAUUCGGAAUCUCUAUGCAGUUUGAGCUGAGAAUGUAUAGAUGAACUGUGAUGAGUACUGUGUUGAAAUAUUGCAAUAAUGCCUAAUUUGUGCCAGUUCAGGCAGCAUAAA